Molecule: messenger RNA, 1764 nt
Organism: Chanos chanos (milkfish)
Lineage: Eukaryota; Metazoa; Chordata; Actinopteri; Gonorynchiformes; Chanidae
Product: tetratricopeptide repeat protein 39B-like
Exons: 19
Coding region: 1-1764 (587 amino acids)
Molecular function (GO): protein binding
Source: RefSeq, a predicted model, not a curated record
AUGGCUUCUGUGGCGACUGAGGAGCGCGGUAUGGAGGACGGUAUUGGAGAUGCAACGAACGGGGGUUCUGAGAUAUCUCGGAUAGACCUGAGGACAGCUCUAAAGGACUGCUCCACCUCACUUUAUCUUUUCCUCAACAACCGAUUCUCUGAAGCACUGGAUAUCCUCAGCCCCUGGAGGUAUGAGAGUGUCUACCAUGCCAUGGGAUACAGCAGUAUCUUGCUCAUGCAGGCUGGCAUGACCUUUGAACCCAAAGACAUAGAAACAGCCACGGUGGCUUUAAAGGAAGCCCUCGAUACCUGCCAAAAAUUUAGGAAAAGGACCAGUGUUUUUGAGACACUCACUAACAUGUUGACCAUGAGAACUUCAGAGCAAAUGUCAGAAGAGGAAAUGCAUGCUGAGCUGUGCUAUGCUGAAACGCUUCUCUUCAAGGCUGCCCUCACCUUCAUAGAGGAUGAAAGCAUGAUUGGCUUCAUCAAAGGAGGAAUCAAGAUGCGUACGAGUUAUCAGAUUUUUGUGGAGUGCCAAAACAUGCUAGCCUCUAAACAGAGCAAAGGGGAGGAAAGCGACACGCUCGUUCAUUUUGCUGGAGGCGUCUGCAUGGGAAUCGGUUCUUUUAACCUGAUGUUGUCUCUCUUUCCCGCAAGAGUCCUCAGGUUAUUGGAAUUCAUGGGUUUCUCUGGGGACCGAGAGGUCGGACUCACUCAGCUUCGCCAGGGGGCAAGCAGCGCCAGCCUCCGCUCCAUCCUCAACACCCUAACCUUGCUCAUGUUCCACACCUACGUCUCUGUUAUUCUGGGUACUGGUGAGGGUAACCUCAGUGAGGCAGAAGCUCUACUGGAACCAUACAUUGAUCAAUUCCCCAAUGGUUCACUGAUUCUCUUCUACGUAGCCCGGAUUGCAGUCCUGAAGGGAAACUUUGAGAUGGCCCAGAGCAAGUUCCUGGAAUGUAUCGCGGCCCAGCAGGAAUGGCGACAGAUUCACCACCUGUGUUACUGGGAACUGAUGUGGACUUACUCGUUCCAGCAGGACUGGUUAGAGGCGUACCGCUACGCUGACCUGCUCUGCAAGGAGAGCAAAUGGUCCCAGGCUAUCUACGUGUUCCAGAAAGCCUCCAUUCUCUGCAUGCUCCCUGAGGAGGAGGUGAAGAAGACAGGUGAAGAUGUGGUGGAGCUGUACAGAAAGGUGGAGAGUCUCAGACUGAGGUUCGCUGGGAAGUCUGUGCCGACAGAAAAGUUUGCUGCGAGGAAAGCUCGACGUUACUGCUCCCCAAAUCCUGUCAAAUUAGUCGUCCCGGCCCUGGAGAUGAUGUAUGUGUGGAAUGGCUUCACUACAGUGGGGAAGAGACCAGAACUGAAUGAGAACAUUCUCAGGACCAUAGAACAUGCUGAAGAGGAGCUGAAAAACGACUCCAACCCAUCAGAGUACCACAUUGAUGAUCAGUGCCUUGUGCAGAUGCUGAAGGGACUCUGUCUCAGGCAUCUAGGGCGCCACCUAGAGGCAGAAGCCUGCUUCAGCCACGUCAUAUCUAGGGAGAAGAGUAUCAGCUAUGACCUGUACUUAGUUCCCUUCAGUAUGUAUGAACUGGGCCUUCUUUACCAACAGCAGGGAGACAUCGAGAAGGCCAUCAAACACUUUGAAAAUGCCAAAGUGAACUAUAAGGACUACUCCAUGGAAUCCAGACUGCACUUCCGUAUCCACGCGGCCUUAAGCAGCCUGGACGCUGCUGCAAACAAGGGCCAGCAGAACCACAGUGCUGCUUAA